Spinacia oleracea (spinach) is the source of this 2260-nucleotide messenger RNA. RefSeq lists its product as uncharacterized. The transcript has 12 exons. The record is from RefSeq and is a predicted model, not a curated record. The coding region runs from base 410 to 2197 and encodes 595 amino acids. NCBI's taxonomy places the organism in Eukaryota, Viridiplantae, Streptophyta, Magnoliopsida, Caryophyllales, Amaranthaceae.
CGCGCAGCGUCGUUUGGGUAAAAUACCCAGGUACAGCCAACUUGGCUGUACCCCCUGCCAUUGUUAGGCGCGUGAAUCCCACGCGCGGGUAGUUAAUUUUGAAAAAAAAAAUGGCACGUGAGGGUAAUAAUUUCGCGCAGGAAUGGCCUAUAAAUACAAAAAAAAAAAGAGGAAAAUCAUUUCGAAAACCGUUCAAAUUCUCAGCACGCAAAAAAUUUUCUCUCUCCUCUGCCCACUCUUCUACUUCGUUGUUUUCUCUCUCUUAAAACCGCCAUUAAACUUCCUGCAACCACCUCAAUCAACUUUCUCUCUCUUCAAACCGCUACUAAUCUUCAUUAUUAAAGCUGAAUUUCCACAAAAUAUCAAGAGAAGAAAUCUGUGACUUCUUUUUACUGAAAAAAAGAGAAAAAUGGAUGUUCGUGACGAAAUUGACAUGAACAAGCUUCAAAAUCCACCGAAAAGCAAAAAAAAAACGAAGAUGCCGAAAGAAAAAAAGGAAACGACUGGAAGAUCUAGUGAAGAGCAAAAAAUCGGGAAUGCAAAGCAACUAGACAUGAAGGAAACUGGAAAAUACGAAAUUGAGAAGGAAAUUGAAGCUGAAAAGCAAAUAGACACAUUCCAAGAACAACCACAAAGGUUAAUACUCAAAUUUAAGCGAAGACCAACUAAAUCCCAGCCAGAGGUUCAGAAAGUAUUAAGUGAAGGAGAUGGGAAGGCAUGUACAACUUCUGAGACAGAAGUUCAAAAACCAUUGAGUGAAGGAGAUAAGAAAUCUUCGUCAAAAUCACAGCCUGAAGUUCAAAAAACAUCAAGUGAAGAAGAUCAAGAAGAGUCUUCAAAAUCUUUGGUACAAAGAAAGAUUGCUACAAAAAAUAGGGGCAACAACUUACUGAAACAACUUUUAGCAAAGAGCAUAAAGCAGAACAACAAAAAAAAGGCUGCACAAAUGGUAGCUGCAGCUGCUGCUGCUGCAAUGGCCAGCAAAGAAGCUGACAAAAGGAUAGAUACACCUACCGUUGCAGCACAAAUAGAAGCUGAGAAAAUGGCACCUGCAGCUGAUGCAGAAGACAAAAGAGUCGCUCAGGAAAAGGCGUCUGCAGCUGAGAAAGAAGCCAAAAGAGUGGCUGAGGAAAAGGCAUCUGCAGCUGAUGCAGAAGCGAAAAAACUGGAUGAGGAGAAGGCAUCUGCAGCUGAUGCCCAAAGAGAAGCUGAGCUGAAAGAAGCUGAAAACAAGAGGAUCGAGGCUAAUAAGAAGAAGGAAGAAGAAGAUAAAGGUGAAGCAAUGAAGAAGGAUUUAGAGGAAAGAAAGAAAGAAUAUGAAGAAAAAAUGAGCCAGCUUAUGGCUAAAAACAACAAAGAGUUGAUAGAGGAAGCGGAAAGGAAAGAAGCUGAGAGAAAGAAAAGAGAAGAUGAGAGAAAGAAAAAAGAAGACGAUGAUGCCACAAAAACAAUUGCCAUGGUGGUUGAAAAUGUAAAUGCUUCAGAGAGUGAAGCUCAAACCAUUGGUGGUAAAGGCACAAAAAGAGGAAAGAAGACAACAGCUACCAAGAAGAACACCAUUCUAAGUAUUACUAUGGAUGAAGAACUACAAAAGAAGUUGCACAACAUAUCAGAUUCAUACAAUCCGAGAAGAAGUACAAGAUCAAUGGUGAAAGUGCAACAAAAUGUUGGUGCUGAAGUAGUUAGCAAAGAAGAAUUUGAAGGCAAAGAUGUUUCUGGAGUUACUUCCAAAGUAACAAAUACUCCAAAGAAAAGGAAAGCGGCUGAGAAAGAAGAUGAGGAUGAGCCUUUGGAUGUUGAGAUAAUAAAAAUAAAAAAACAAAAAGGAGUUGAAAAAAAAGCACCUGUUAAGGGAAGAAUUCUUCCUCUUAGGAGUGCAUUGAAAAGAAAUAAGAAAAAUGAUAUUGAAGAAGUGAAAGAAGAACAGAAAACAGAACUUGCAAAAGUCAAUGUUAAAGGAAAAAGGAAAAUGAAAAAAAGAAAGGAAGAAGAAGAAGAGGUUCAAGAAGAAGAGGAGUUAGAGGGAAAUGAUGAAGAAGAGCAAGAAGAGGAGGAAGAACAAAAUGAGGAAGAAGAGGAAGAAGAGGAAGAAGAUGAGGAAAAUGAGGAAGAUGAAGAAGAUGAAGAAUGGGAAGAAGAAGAAGAAAAAGAACAAAACAAGAUGCCAAAAGGUAUAUUUAGUAUACUAAAAUAUUAAACAUUGUAUUACAUGUUUAUCAAAACUUCUUAAUUGUAUGUUCUUCUCCAACAGAGAAAACAG